CAUACACCUAACUGCUCUAAUGUUCAAAACAGUUUUUAGUAAUAAACUGGUUGAUUAUUUUUAAGUUAGUUUAAAUAUUAUAAUAAUAUGAAUAAAGCAAUGCAAUCAUUUUUGUUAAAAACAAUAUGCUGUAUACUGAUUAUCAACGUGACAUUCUGUAGCAGUUGCUUUAGAUCAAUAUGCAAAGCUCGUUGUUAUUUCAAGCAUAGUGGAUUCGACUUCGGUUAUUGUGAAAAGGGAAUUUGCAAGUGUGCACCACCGGUUAUUUACGUUUUUGAUGGUAUUGGUCGCGAUUUGAGCGACGAAUACAUAGACAAUUCAUUGGACAAUAACAAUGUUAUCCAAAAUUUGAUACCAACAUCAAGUACUUCAGCAUCGAAUACUUCAGAUGAAAAUAAGAAAAAUAAGAUUUGGAGAAAUAUUGUUGACAGAAUUAUCAAUAAUUAUCCGUUUAUUAAAGAAGAGAAUCUUAAGGAUCUAAAAGCAAAAAUAUUUAAUAAUUUGCCAGACUUAAGUAACGUUUUUAUAGCUCUUCGAAAUCCGUUAGAAACAGCGUUAGAUGAAAUUAAAAAGAAAAUUCCUAGUACGUUUACAGAAUGUAAUGAUCUUUUAAAUCUUUUAUUGCAACAACAAAAGAAAAAUGAUGCCGUAAACUUAAACUCUAAAGAUGCCCCUAUCAUUCAAACUAAUAAACCACCAACACAGGCAUCACCACUUAUUUCACCCACACCACAGAUUGAAACAUUAACACAGGCACCACCACUACAAAUUGUACCAUCACUAUCAACGACACCAAAAACAGCGAACAGAUUAACUGUAUCUUCACCUCGAAAUAUAGUACCAAAUAAAAAUGGCGUUGCUAACACAUUACCAUCGACUAGAAUAACAGGUGUUAAUCCUAAUAAACAACAAAAUAGUAAUUUAAACAGUAACAAACUACAACCAAAACUUAAAAAUCAACAAAUAGCAAACAAAAAGGAUAAGACAAAUGGUGAACUCCUCCUUGAACUAUCAGAUGAAACUGUUGAAUAUUACGAUACAAACGAAUUAUCUGACGAAAAUGUUAAACAAAACAAAAAACUUCAAACUACGAAUAACAACAAAAUUGGCGAAAAACUACCUCCUGCCAAAAAAGAGAAACUUGAUGAAUCAUAUGAGUCACAAUCAGGAUCAGGAUCAUAUGAAUCGUUCGAGGAAGAAAAACCUGCAGUGGCUAAUGUUGCUGUAGGUAUUAUGUCAAAUAAAUGAAUAAAUAUCGUCUUUACGUUAAGUUAUAAAAAUAGAUAAAAUAACUUUUAAAUUAAAAGUGUUUAAAUUAAAACUAUUGCAUUGUUGCUUAUAAUAGAUAUUAAUGUAUUAUAUACAUGUAACAAUUACAUAAUAAUGUAUGUCUCAUAUAUAUUAUAAAUUUA
This is a messenger RNA of Rhopalosiphum padi (bird cherry-oat aphid), 1412 nucleotides long. RefSeq lists its product as uncharacterized. The coding region runs from base 88 to 1248 and encodes 386 amino acids. Lineage: Eukaryota; Metazoa; Arthropoda; Insecta; Hemiptera; Aphididae. The transcript is spliced from 4 exons. The record is from RefSeq and is a predicted model, not a curated record.